CUUGCAACUGUAUGCCUAAGCAGAGUUAGUGAAUUUUCAUUGUUUAAGAAUACCCAAAAUGAUGAAAAAUAAACUUGUUGUUCUAGUAACUUUUGUUCUGAUUUCAAUUAAUGUGCAAUUUGUCAACUGCACAUUAAAAGAUGACAAAAAAAUUGAUAUGCCAAACUUUCAAAACCAAAUUGAAGAAAGCACAAGUAUUUCUAAGAGACAGAAUCGCAAAGCAACAGCUUGUCAAGGACCUCCUGGACUUCCGGGCAGGGAUGGGCGUGAUGGCCGCGAUGCUACAUUACAGGGGUCCGCGCGGUGAUCAGGGAAAACCUGGUCCAGCAGGUCCACCAGGACCUAAAGGUGAUACCACGUCAACCGGUGGGGUGAUUUACACCAGAUGGGGUAGAAAACAUUGUCCCAACACCACAAAAACUGCUGAGAUUUAUUCUGGAGCAAUUGGGGGAUCGUAUUAUUCACACAGUGGGAGUGGAUCAAAUUAUCUCUGUUUACCAUUGAAUCCAAUAUACGAGAAAUACGCUGCUGGUGCUCAGAGUAAUGCAAUUAUUUAUGGUACUGAAUACGAGAUUUCUUCUGCUGAGAAACAUAUAUUUCCAAAUCCAAACUUAAACAACGAAGCUCCGUGUGCUGUAUGUCAUGCUAAGUCACGUGGUAGUCACAUGAUGAUUCCAGCGCGCAAUAUCUGCCCUUCAGGAUGGACUAUGGAAUACAAAGGUUAUUUAAUGGCUGCACAUUAUACUCACAAGCGAUCUGAAUACAUUUGUGUUGAUGGCAAACCAGAGGCAAUGCAUGGAUCUCAUGCAGAUACAAAUGGAGCAUUGCUAUAUUUUGUUGAAGGCCAUUGUGGUCAUGCUUUACCUUGUCCACCAUAUUUCCAUGGAAAAGAACUGACCUGUGUAGUCUGUACUCAGUGACUGAAAAUUGUUUUGGAAACAUGCAAACUUUGCAAAGCUUAAGACGUUUUCAAUAUUUCUUCCAGAAAGGAUAUGUUUUAUAUUUCUAUAAACAUUAGCUACAACCACACCUUUUUAUUAGUUUAUAUUAGAUACGAAAAACUGCAUUGGUUUGAUAUUAACUUCUGUCGUGGAUAAAAUAAACAUGCAAAAACUUA
Xenia sp. Carnegie-2017 is the source of this 1117-nucleotide messenger RNA. RefSeq lists its product as uncharacterized. The record is from RefSeq and is a predicted model, not a curated record. Lineage: Eukaryota; Metazoa; Cnidaria; Anthozoa; Malacalcyonacea; Xeniidae.